AUGUCGUCCACCAGCUCGCAGGGGAAUAUUCGAGCAACAAUCUCUCAGCCGGACUACAUGCUAGCCUGUCCGGCAGACGUCAAAGAACUCCACCACCACCAGGAACGAUACAAGCUCUUUCAGAACCCGUGGCCAAGCUUCGUCGAUCCCGGCGGUGCAGAAGUUGCCUUUAAGAUUUUGCAAAGGAAACUUACAGGCACCGCGAAGAAUCCAGACGUUACACCUCCGACUAUAGAAGACAUUCCAAUCGUCGAUGCGGUGGUUAUAUCCCACAACCAUUAUGACCACAUGAGCUACACCUCUUUAAAGAAGCUCGCCGCCAAGCAUUCCGAAGUUCAGUUCUUCGUACCAUUGAACAUCAAGAAAUGGUUCGACGACAACGGCUUCUCGAACAUCACCGAAUUAGAUUGGUGGCAGAGCACUGAAGCAACAUUCACACCUCCAAACGAAAAACCAUUCUCCGCGACAAUAUCCUGUCUACCAGCUCAACAUGGUAGCGCUCGCACAGCCUGGGACCGAAGCCGCAUGCUCUGGGCCGGAUGGUCCAUCGAAUCAGGCGACAAGACGCUUUAUUUCGCAGGAGACACUGGCUAUCGCACAGUCCCCGAACUCCCACCCUCAGAAGACGACUACGGAGAAGCAUACUCCAACUUACCCGUCUGCCCGGCUUUCAAGCAAAUUGGAGAGCUCAGAGGACCUUUUGACCUCGGAAUCAUACCCAUUGGAGCGUACGAACCGCGUUUUCUGUACAGCUCGCUGCAUUCGAAUCCAUAUGACUCUGUGAAYAUUUUUGUGGAUACGAAGUGUAAGAACGCGCUUGCUAUGCAUUGGGGAGCGUGGGUCUUGACGGAAGAAGAUGUCAUGGAGCCGGCUAGGAAGUUGAGAGAUGCUCUGAGGUGGAAGGGAUUACCGGAAGAGGGGACUUUUGAUGUUUGCGAUAUUGGCGAGAGUCGGGAGUAUUGA
Molecule: messenger RNA, 963 nt
Organism: Ramularia collo-cygni
Lineage: Eukaryota; Fungi; Ascomycota; Dothideomycetes; Mycosphaerellales; Mycosphaerellaceae
Product: related to Zn-dependent hydrolase (beta-lactamase superfamily)
Exons: 4
Coding region: 1-963 (320 amino acids)
Biological process (GO): N-acylethanolamine metabolic process; N-acylphosphatidylethanolamine metabolic process
Cellular component (GO): cytoplasm; membrane-bounded organelle
Molecular function (GO): N-acylphosphatidylethanolamine-specific phospholipase D activity
Source: RefSeq, a predicted model, not a curated record